Molecule: messenger RNA, 7265 nt
Organism: Porites lobata
Lineage: Eukaryota; Metazoa; Cnidaria; Anthozoa; Scleractinia; Poritidae
Source: the annotation of a GenBank genome assembly
GCGUGAUCGAUAACGUAAAGUCUACGUCCUAGACAGAACGUGCUUACGAAUGAAAUUUUCUGUUUGAAGCCGAACACCGAUUCUAUCGCGUUUUGUUUUCAUUGUCCAUACAGAGCAGUUUUCCUUUUGGAGCCGAAUAUUGUACACAUAAGCGGUAAGUAAUGUUUAAAAUCUCCUAUAAAGUAAUCACUCUCUCUCUCUCCCUCUCUAACUGGUUAUAGAUAACUAAACGUUGCAUAGACGUCCUUCUGUAGUACUUCGCAGGUCAAACGGAAGUGGGCUUUUUGCAUUCUAGGCAUGGUUUUGCUCAUAUUUUCAAGCAAGUCUCCUGUUUUAAGAGUAAAGAAACUUAGCAAUACAAUUUGGUAGCAUCAAGGCAUAUAAAAAGGGAAGAAAACUUACUUCCGGUUGACGUGCGUGGCUCAAAAGUUCAAGCUCUCUAAUGGUUUGUCAAAAAUGUUGCAUGUACCCUUUUCCCCUUUCCUUCUCGGUCUUCCCCAAUUUUUCCUUUCCCAUCCCUACACGAUGACUUUUUCCAAACUAUGCCUUCUUUUAAAAUGACCAACAUACAGUACUUCAGCUUCUGUCCGCCUUUUGAUUUUUAAAGUUCUCUAACCAUCGAUCAGUUCCUCCCCUCUCGAUUCGUUCGUUCUGUGUUCCGUCCACAAAAUUCUUAGAAUUUUCCCGUAGCAUUUCAUUUCAUAAGCUUAAAUUCUUGUUAAAACUGUUACUUUUUUUUUCUUUUCACGCGCAGUUGUUAAUAAAUGUAAUCUGAACGGUGCCUUGAUUGAGAGAAGAGGAGGCAGAGGAAGGAAAUUGAAAAGGUAAGACAACUGUUUGUAGACUGCGAGCAGUCUCUUAUUUUAGAGGGGUUUUUGAUCCGAUUUGUAUAGGUAAUAACAUGAUGUUUAGUGAUAUUUGGCAUAAAUACCGCGCGUGAUAUUUCGAAAUUGUUAUAUGUAACGGAGAGUGAAAUUUGAGAGAAUUUGAAAUAUCACGAGUGGUAGUUAUGCCAAAUGUACAAAUUAUGCUAUUGUUUGUUUAUACUACUACCGGCAAAGGUAAUUUUCACGUGUUGGUAUUUUAAAUUAAGCUGAAAUGCCACUGCUCUAAGCCAAUCAAAUUGCAGUUAUUUUUUAUGUAGUAGUAUAAAAAAAUUAUUAAUGUCUACAUACGCACUCAUUCCAUCUUAGAAUAACUCGAUGGGUCUAAGAGAAAAUGCAGACUGCAAGCGGUCUAAACUAUUCUUUUUGGUUAUUUAAAAGAUAACUUUAGAAGCAUCAGUAAAGUUGAAGGGUGAUCUUAUAUACUUGCAUGGUUUCUAGUGUCACCUGAGUUACGAGAGUGCAUGUUCUGUUGGUUGUCAGGUAACGCUCCCUGUCAAGAUGUACCUCAUGAUAACCCCAUCCCUUAAAGGAACUUUGUCAUGCCAUCUACUAUCUUUUUAAAAAGCUAAAACGUUUCUUGCGUCUAUCGAAGUCCAAAAAUUAUUCAGGGCCAUAUUUAGGCAUUGAAACUGUUUCCAGUCUUCUGUUCCCAAGGAUGGCAAGGAUGGACAUGUGACUGAAAGUUUUAAUGCUAUGCCUUCAAAACUCAUGACCAAAAAAGAAAAUAUUAUGAUUGCUAUAAUAGUGCUCCGUGAUGAAAUUUGUUUGAUAGCGUCCUUAACUCUAACUUAGCUCUACAGGAGGAUUUUGUAUAGUGGUAAAGGCAUUGCCAUGAAAUUAAUGACUUCAGCAUAGAAUUGACCUAAAACAGCAAUAUCAUCAUGCCAGCACUUCCUUCCAUCUAAUCAUAUGAUCCUAAAUGCCCUCCGCCCCUUCCCAUUUUUUUCUUUCGAAAUGAAGGCUUGUCUCUAAUUAAUGAAUGCACAGCAAAACAUGAAAAAUGAACGGAGGAUGAAAAGCGAAAGAAGAGGGUGGGGAAGAAAGUUGAACUGCUGUGUCACUGAACCCCUUUUAGCACAUGCCUGCCCAGACUCAGUUCGAAGGCCAAUAUUUAGCGUCUGAAACUGCUUGACAGAGGGGUUGGGGGGUGGAGUAGGGGCUGGCUUUUUCAUUCUUUGUAGCCCAAAAACAAUACCCAGUACACAGAAAACUGCUUAACUAGCAGUUUGGUUUUUCGUCAGAUUUCCCUGGUGCAACCUGGUCAAUCCAAGACCCAGUCAGUUUUCGGGAAAAUCUACUUUUGAGCGUAAAGCAACCAAAUCUGGCCCUCAAGUGCCGAAUCGGCUGAAAAAAUCGGCAAAAGAUGAAUUUUAGUAUUUUUGAUUUAAAGAUGCCCACUAACCACCUUUUCAGAAGUCAUCAAUCAAGAGACCCUCUCUUGGAAGGAUUAAUAGUAGAUAAUAGGCACUAAACUUUCUUUUUUCCUUCCCGUCGAGUGGCUAUAGGAAAAUUAAAGAUGCUUAACUGUAAAUAUUUUUUGUGGUUUGGGUUCAUCUCAGACUGAUCUUUUAAUAACUUAAUGGGGCUAUAUGUGUCAUGCCAUCUUUGUAAUGCAUUAAUCAAAUUCCCCUCCCCCCCCAAAAGGGCCAGGUUUGUUAUUUUAGGCUGGCUUAUAUCUAGAGAUUAAACCUGUCUCCUGUUGUCUGUUGCAACAGAGCACAAGGAUGGACCUUGACUGAAACUUGAAAAACUUGGGCCAAAUUUUUCAAGUUUUAAUGCUAUGCCUGCAAAAUUAAAUCACCAAAAUCAUUAUAAUUACUUCUUCCUGAUGAAAUUUAUUUGAUAUCUUUUUCGUAACUCUACAGGACCUUUUAUAUGUAUUGAGUAAAGGCACUAAUAAUGACUUCAGCACAGAAUUAACUUAAAACGGCAGCCCAUAACCCGGAACGAGCAACUCCCAUACUAGGCCUUAUUGUCAUGGCGUUUGUACAGACCAGUUUAUUUUUAGAAACAUUUUAGGGCAAUUUUUCCCGCGAAAAUAGAAUCUCCAACAUGUCUAUGAGCACAUUCAACGUAUAAGAUAUCAAAAAGGAAAGCUUAACGUUUUUGUUAAAAGGCAACAAAAUAUCAUUUUUAGGUCAGUAGGUUUUGCUGACUGGUUUGUGGAAUUUAAGAUAUUAAAAAUUUGCGUCAAAACCAUUCUAAAAAUAAACAGGCCCAUGAAAACGCCGUGGCACGAGUGCAUGGAAGUUGCUGGGCUCCGGGUUAUGGGCUCCUGCUUAAAAUAUCAUUAUCCUCGUGAAGUAGCCUCUGAAGAUGAAGAUUUAAAAUAUUUAGAACCUGACUUUGUUGUAUUAGAAAAUGUCUUUCCAUACUAAGAGCAAAAGUUGGAAACUGCAUUAGCAGACCUGCCAUAGCCGUCAGGCCUCGGGUGCGAUCGUGAAAAAGGGUCUCUUCAGUCGACCUGUUUUGCAUGCUACACUGCCGGAUUACAUUUUGCCCCUGGCUCAAAUCCUCGUCAGAGUUUCUCAGUUUUAAAAUGCGUAGUUCCGCAACGACGUUUGCGUUAAAGUCGAUCGGAGCAACACGUGUUGUGGUCAGCUGUGCACUUUCCACGUUAUUUCAAAAUUCUUUAUCACAUACGUGUUAUUAUUUAGGCUAUCUGAACAUUUGUGUAUUUUUUCUCUAGGUUAUUCUAGUGAAAUAAAAGUAUUACGCAAAUUCCCUUUAUCCCUGUAAUAUACACGAAGUGUCAGGCAAUGACAUUUAAUUCAUUUGGUAAAUUCUUUGUAUUAAAUUUUUUUAAAACAGGUUUCAAGACUGUUACCCUCCUUCUGUUACCAAAUGGCCUCUAAAGUGUAUUCGGAAGAACAGCUUAACUACUUCCGGGUUUGUUACAUAGCCACUGACAUACUACCCCCAGCUUUACGAUUACUGUUCAAGCAGGAAUGGGACAAUCGUUACAAGACAACAGUUGGUGAAUGGAACGACACGCCUCAAAAUGGCCUGGACUUUAAAAACGGUGAGUCUGCAGAUAAUCAAUCAAGAAAUGCCGAACAGUUACUCACAAUGGUAAAUGGAAACAGGGCGCAGUGGGAUUGUACUAUGCUAUUUUAUGCCAUCCUGCAUUCUGAUUCUAUCAGACCUCGACUGAGUAAACUGAUCAGAAAAAACGUUCAUAAACUCAGAGAGUUUCGAAAUAAAUUCUACGCUCACAGGACAGAAGGUCAGUUCUCAAAUGCAGACUUCAAAACCACCGUGGCAAAAGUGGAGAAAGCAUUUCGAGCUCUUGGCCUAUCUACUGUUGAAAUCCAAACAGUAAGUAAGCAGAAAAGUUUUCCAACCGAUGAGUUGCAAAAUGUGAAGACAAGUAAUCAGAAACUUACUCAAGACCUUGAGACGAAAGAGGCGGAACUUCAAGAGAACAAAGACAGGCUAAAAACUUCUGAAGAACAAAGCAAGGUGUUUGAAGAGCAACUACAGCGCGAAGUAGAGCCAUUUUGCGUCCUUCCACCCAAACCUCCCCAUGUGAUCGCAAAUCGCGAUUUCCACGUUGAGAACGUAACACAGAAGCUGUUAAACUUAAGGAAGGCUAACGAGAACACUUUAAGUUAUUGUUAUAUUUCAGGCAAUCCUGGGAGUGGCAAAUCCCAGCUGGCUGGACUAGUUGGUGAGAAAUACUACAAAGAAGCCAGCAAAGACACAAAUGCUCCGUCAUUUGUAAUGAACUUAAGUGCUGAAAACCCAGAAGCGCUUUUAACAUCAUACCUGUCACUGGCAAGAAAAAUGCACUGCCCCGAGUUUACUAUGAAUACCACCGAAAACUCCAAGGAUCUAAAUGAUGAACGGAAAAUAGCCAUUAUCAAAGAUUUAAUUGCGACAAAAAUUCACCUUUACUCAUCUUGGCUCUUAGUGAUUGACAAUGUCACAAAUCUUCCUUGGAUAGGUCAGUUUCUUCCUGAGCGUGGAAAUGAGCAGUGGGGCAAAGGCCAGCUGCUAAUCACAACGCAAGAUUGUACCUGUAUGCCUCCAGAUAGUUCCUUCACAUCCCACAUCUCCAUAAGCAAAGGCAUGGAGCCUGCUGAUGCUAUUUGCCUUCUAACCGAGCUCUCUGGAAUCACUGACAAUGACAUGGGAAAAAACGUAGCCCACGCAUUGGAUUACCAGCCACUUGCACUAGCCAGCGCAGGAGUGUACGUGAGAAAGGUGCGAAAUACCAAUCCAAACUUCGGCUGGGAGGGGUACUUAGAAAAACUAGAGAAAGGCAAACGUGAACUCACUGAAAAGGAACUUGUCAAUGUAAACAAUAUCUACCCAAACUCUAUGACUUUAGCGACCAAGAUAGCUCUUGAAACGGUAAUGGAUUCUGAUGAAAUAAUGAAGCACGCCUUUACUUUUCUUGCAUUUUGUGCACCAGAGCCAUUGAGGUUAGACGUGUUAACCACUUACGUUGUAAGUGCUGAUGAAGAAUUGGAUGAAGAGGAAAUAGGCAUUCAGAUUCAAGGGUCCUCUUUGUUGCUAAUCGAAAAAGAGGAUGAUGUCAACAUUCGUUUACACAAGGUGGUACACGAUAUUGUCAAGCGUUUAGUUAAAGACCAAAUGGAGGCUAAUGAACGUGCCCGCGUUGCUUGUGUCGCAAUAGGGUCAUGCAGUCAGUAUAUUCAUAAAGCAAUACCAGAGACCCUGCAAAGUCAGGAUUCCGUCGUUGGAAGCAAACACAUUGUUCCACACUUAAAAACUCUAGCUGUAGGAAUUACAAACAUUAUCUCUACUGAAGAGAAAUUCGGUCUCAUCAAAAACACUAUUCUAAAUAUAUACAAUUAUAUAGAUAACUUUGAGACGCUUGCUAACGUUUGCUGGUUACAUAGCGAAUACGUGUCAGCGAUGAAUUUUUCCAGUGUAGCUUUAAAGCUCAUUGAAGACAACACGAUAAGGACAGGGCCUGACCAUGUUGAGCGGUUCGUGCGUAUAUACCAUAUCAUGGGUCUCGUGCAUUGGCAAUUGGGUGACUAUCAACAGGCCAAGGAGUAUUAUGAACGUACCCUGUCAAUACAACUGAAUAUGCUCGGACCCGACCUUGUUGACGUCGCGCUUACGUACCUUGGCAUGGGUAUCCUACAUAGGGUCUUGGGUGACCAUCAUCAGGCCAAGGAGUAUUAUGAACGUGCCUUGUCCAUACAACUGAAUAAGCUUGGAUCCGAUCAUGUUAACGUCGCUUUUACGUACCAUAACAUGGGUAUCCUACAUAGGCACUUGGGUGACCAUCAUCGGGCCAAGGAGUAUUAUGAACGUGCCUUGUCCAUACGAUUGAAUAAGCUUGGAUCCGAUCAUGUUGACGUCGCUCUUACGUACCAUGACAUGGGUAUCCUACAUAGCGACUUGGGUGACCAUCAUCGGGCCAAGGAGUAUUAUGAACGUGCCUUGUCCAUACAAUUGAAUAAGCUUGGAUCCGACCAUGUUGACGUCGCGUCUACGUACCUUGGCAUGGGUAUCCUACAUAGCGACUUGGGUGACCAUCAUCGGGCCAAGGAGUAUUAUGAACGUGCCUUGUCCAUACAACUGAAUAAGCUUGGACCCGACCAUGUAGACGUCGCGGGCACGUACCAUAACAUGGGUAUCCUACAUAAGCACUUGGGUGACCAUCAUCGGGCCAAGGAGUAUUAUGAACGUGCCUUGUCCAUACGAUUGAAUAAGCUUGGAUCCGACCAUGUUGACGUCGCGUCUACGUACCUUGGCAUGGGUAUCCUACAUAGCGACUUGGGUGACCAUCAUCGGGCCAAGGAGUAUUAUGAACGUGCCUUGUCCAUACAACUGAAUAAGCUUGGACCCGACCAUGUAGACGUCGCGGGCACGUACCAUAACAUGGGUAUCCUACAUAAGCACUUGGGUGACCAUCAUCGGGCCAAGGAGUAUUAUGAACGUGCCUUGUCCAUGCAACUGAAUAAGCUUGGAUCCGACCAUGUUUACGUCGCGCGUACGUAUAAUAACAUGGGUAUCCUACAUAGGGACUUGGGUGACCAUCAUCAGGCCAAGGAGUAUUAUGAACGUGCCUUGUCCAUACGAUUGAAUAAGCUUGGAUCCGACCAUGUUGACGUCGCGCUUACGUACCUUGGCAUGGGUAUCCUACAUAGCGACUUGGGUGACCAUCAACAGGCGAAGAAGUAUUAUGAACGUGCCUUGUCCAUACGAUUGAAUAAGCUUGGACCCGACCAUGUUGACGUUACGAAAUUGUCCCGUUUGUUAGCUGAUGUGCAGCGUGUCUUGGAUUCCCAGCAGGAGGCCCCUGAUCAUCAUGACCGUACGCAGUUGAAUCAGCCGCAAAAGCGUGGACCGGAUCAAAUUGAUUUCGAAUUUCCUAAGUGCAAGAGGCGUCGCUAA